Striga hermonthica is the source of this 1266-nucleotide messenger RNA. The record is from the annotation of a GenBank genome assembly. Lineage: Eukaryota; Viridiplantae; Streptophyta; Magnoliopsida; Lamiales; Orobanchaceae.
AUGGAGGCCCCACCACUCUCCACCACUCCCCCAAUUCCCUCCACCACCCCCCAAAAGCCGGCGGCCUACACGGACUCCGGUAACGCCGACCCCCCGCCGCCGAAGCUUCGCCUGAUGUGCAGCUACGGUGGCCACAUCGUCCCCCGCCCCCACGACAAGGCCCUCAGCUACGUCGGCGGCGAUAGUCGCAUCGUCGUUGCCGACCGCCACGCCACCCUCUCCGACCUCCACCGCCGCCUCUCCAGGAGCCUCCUCCGCGAUCAGCCUUUCUCGCUCAAGUACCAGCUCCCCAGCGAGGAAUUGGAUUCCUUGAUCUCGGUCUCCACGGAUGAGGAUCUCGAGAACAUGGUGGAGGAGUACGACCGCCUGAACAGUGCCUCCGCAGGCGACGUCUCCAAGCCCGGCCGCCUCCGCCUCUUCCUGUUCCCCAAAUCAGAGUCGAGCGUUGAGCGGAUUCUCGCCGAGACCGCGUCCGCUAAAUCGGAGGAGUGGUUUUUCAGCGCCUUGAACGGGAAAUCGGGCGCUCAUUCAGCUGCCGCCAGCGAUCGUGGAUUUUCCGACUCGUCGUCGGUUAAUUGCCUGCUUGGAUUGGACGAUGAUAUUGUGGGGAAGGCCUCUGUUGUGGAGAGCGGCGGUGGCGCCGGAUUUGACGAUUUGAAGGCUGGUGUCAAUGGAAACGAGAAUCCUAAUGGCAAUAAUCAUGUAAUUAAUCAGGAUGUGCAGUCUGUUCCCAAUUCCCCCAUGCUGGGAACGUCGUCGUCCUUCGGGUCUACUUCCAGUUCCCCUUCCGUCGCUAAUUUGCCGCCGAUUAAGUCCCAAACACAACCUCGUGCUCAAGAACAGGUUUACGUACUACCCGACCCAUACGAACAGAACCCACAUCGACCCCAAACGUUCAUUCAUGCCGGUAACCAAUACGUUUCGGCUAAUGUAGUGCCGAUUUCAUCAUAUUACCCGAUCUACCCUCCCCAGCUCCAAAACCAGCAUCAUUACCACCCCGUUUAUUUCGUGCCGAAUCAAUUGCCUUACAAUCAGUCGAGAAGUGUUCCUCCUUCCACUGGGCCAAAACUAGUGACUUCUGGCUCAGAACAGUUUGUCGGGCUCAGUCCCAUUUAUCAACCUCCCUCGGGACAGAAUGCUGCUUACGGUUAUGAAUUUGUGAACCAGAACAAUGUGCCCGUGUACUACAACCCUCUGCUGCCCCAGAUGGCGGCAGCAACCGGGAUGGUUGUACCAGAUGCAUCGCGAGAGGCGGAACAGCCAUGA